Seminavis robusta is the source of this 525-nucleotide messenger RNA. The record is from the annotation of a GenBank genome assembly. NCBI's taxonomy places the organism in Eukaryota, Bacillariophyta, Bacillariophyceae, Naviculales, Naviculaceae.
AUGCAUCGCAUCAUGGUUGUGUCCUCUUACUUUCGUUCUAUGUCAGAGGAAACGAAAGUGCUGACACGCAAGCGAAGUGUCAAGGCGCAGCUAGCUGGUACCAGCCUGCUGGUUCAGAGCGGAAAUCUUUCUGCGGAACAUGAAGAGGAACUCGGUUCCUUGAUGCGAUCAUUCCUCAUGGGGCUGGCGUUUGGAAAUGAUGCUGGGAAGGAUGAGAAUGACAACAACAACCUUCGCCAAGCCAGAAUCAUGGCAAUGCCCAAUGGGUUCUUUCUUGGAGCCCCUCCAAAUGUCUUGGGUGUUUCCAAGGACCUCAAGAUUGGAUAUGCCGAAGGAGUCUACUUGCGUGAAUUUCUUGGGAAAGCCAAGUUUGGAAAGAUACUGACUGCACAUGGGAUAAACUCUCAUUCACCGAUGGAAGAGGACUGGUCCUGCCCUGAUACUCCUGCUGCUCCCGGUGUGGCGGCCAAGCCUUGUCCGAAUGCAGAUGAUGAUGUCACGCCUGUCAUGUUUGCAAGUCGCUGA